Messenger RNA from Apis dorsata (giant honeybee), 4863 nucleotides. It is a transcript of the gene GluProRS, whose product is annotated as bifunctional glutamate/proline--tRNA ligase. Gene Ontology annotation, cellular component: cytoplasm; aminoacyl-tRNA synthetase multienzyme complex. The transcript is spliced from 12 exons. Gene Ontology annotation, biological process: prolyl-tRNA aminoacylation; glutamyl-tRNA aminoacylation; translation. The record is from RefSeq and is a predicted model, not a curated record. Gene Ontology annotation, molecular function: proline-tRNA ligase activity; glutamate-tRNA ligase activity; ATP binding. The coding region runs from base 115 to 4812 and encodes 1565 amino acids. Lineage: Eukaryota; Metazoa; Arthropoda; Insecta; Hymenoptera; Apidae.
ACAGAAAAAAUCGAAUCGACCAACAGAUAUCAUUAGACACGUGGAGAAUUUCUAACCUAUAUGAAUAUAUUUAUGAAUAUAAUUUUCAUUUAAGUUUAAAUUCUUUAUAUAAAAAUGACUUAUAAACUUAUAGUUGAUUCAAAAAAUCCUCCAAUGGAUGCUUUGAUAGUAGUAGAGAUUAUCAAUUCUCAAAUUAAAGAAAAAAUUGAAAUAGUUUGGUGUGAUGAUUGGAAAGGUCAUGGAAAUAUACAAUUAAUAGAUAGUCAAAAUAAAAUAUUGGGAGAAAAAAGUAAUGAUAUUAGUCGUUAUUUUGCUAGAACUGCAUGUACAGAUCUUUAUGGUGGUACUAAUCCUCGUGAAAAAACUGAAGUUGAUCAUUGGUUAUCAUUUACAAUUGGACCUUUAGGGUCUUACCCAUUUAAGGAAGAUACACUUUAUUAUUUAGAUAAUGUAUUGAUGACAAAUACUUGGUUGGUUUCCAAAAAAAUAACAAUAGCUGAUAUCCAUGUAUUUUGUAGUCUUUUAGAUAAGAAAUGUUUUGUAAACUUUGAAAAAAAAUUUAUUAAUAUAAGUAGAUGGUAUAAACAGAUGCUUUCAUUAUCUGCUGUGACAGAAGUAUUACUUUCAAUUAAAAAGAAUAUAAAAUUAUUUCCUCAUAAUAUAAAAUCUGAAAAAAUUACCAAUAAACAAAUAGGACAAAGAAAACAAGAAGGUAAAUUUAUUGAUUUGCCUGGAGCAGAAAUGGGUAAAGUUGUAGUACGUUUUCCACCAGAAGCAAGUGGAUAUUUACAUAUUGGACAUGCUAAGGCUGCUUUGUUAAAUCAAUAUUAUGCAGAAACAUUUCAAGGACAACUUAUUAUGAGAUUUGAUGAUACAAAUCCUGCAAAAGAAAAUGUAGAAUUUGAGAAAGCUAUUCUAGAAGAUUUAGAACUAUUACAAAUUAAGCCAGAUCGAUUUACACAUUCUUCUGAUUAUUUUGAUUUAAUGUUGGAAUAUUGUACUAAAUUAUUAAAAGAAAAUAAAGCAUACAUAGAUGAUACUCCGGCUGAUAUAAUGAAAGAACAACGUGAUCAGAAAUUAAUGUCACCAAAUAGAAACAAUUCUAUUGAAAAAAAUCUUGAAUUAUGGGAAGAGAUGCAACAGGGUACUGUUAAAGGUCAGGAAUGUUGUGUUAGAGCAAAAAUUGAUUAUCAAUCAACGAAUGGUUGUUUACGAGAUCCGACAAUUUAUAGAUGCAAACCAGAACCACAUCCUCGAACUGGAACAAAAUAUAAAGUUUAUCCAACAUAUGAUUUUGCUUGUCCAAUCAUUGAUGCCAUUGAAAAUGUUACUCAUACUUUACGCACAACAGAAUAUCAUGACAGAGAUAUUCAAUUUUAUUGGAUAAUAGAUUCUCUAGGACUGAGACGUCCUUAUAUUUGGGAAUAUUCACGUUUGAAUAUGACACAUACAGUUUUAUCAAAAAGAAAAUUAACUUGGUUUGUUAAUGAAGGUUUAGUUGAUGGUUGGGAUGAUCCACGUUUUCCAACUGUACGAGGUAUUUUGAGAAGGGGAAUGACAAUUGAAGGAUUAAAGCAAUUUAUCAUUGCUCAAGGUAGUUCGAAAUCUGUUGUUUUCAUGGAAUGGGAUAAAAUAUGGGCAUUUAACAAAAAAGUCAUUGAUCCAAUUGCCACUAGAUAUACUGCUUUAGAAUAUGAUAAAAUUGUACCAGUACAUAUAAGUGAUGUAGAAGAAAAGUGGCUAGUUGUCCAAAAUCAUCCAAAAGAUGCAUCAAAAGGUACAAAACAAGUAUUAGUAAGAUCAGAGCUAUAUAUUGAAAGAGAUGAUGCAAAUAUGCUAAUUGAAGACCAAAAUGUUACUUUUAUUAAUUGGGGUAACAUAAUAAUAAAAAAAAUUGAGAAAAAUAAUGAUGUCAUUAAACAAAUAAUAGGACAAUUAAAUUUGGAAAAUAAAGAUUAUAAAAAUACAUUAAAAAUUACGUGGUUAUCCAUACCUUCUGAUAAAAAUGAUAAUAUCAAUAAAACUAAUUUAAUUCCGUGCUAUGCUGUUUAUUUUGAUCAUAUUAUAAAUAAACCAAUAUUGGGAAAGGAUGACGAUUACAAAAAUUUUAUUACAGAAAAUACAAGAAUUGAAGUACAAAUGUUUGGAGAAACAGAAUUGAAACGUGUGAGAAAAGGAGAAAUAAUUCAAUUGCAAAGAAAAGGAUUUUUUCGAUGUGAUGUACCUUAUGCUCCAAUUAGUUCAUUUUCUUCUAGAGAAGAACCUUUAAUUCUAUUUCAUAUUCCAGAUGGUCAUAUUGCAAAUACAAAAUCAACAUUUUCUAAUAUUAUUUCGACUUCUAUUAAAAAAAAUUCUCAGGAAAAUAUAUGUACUAUGGUUUCAAAUAAAUUCAAUAAUAAUUCAAAUAAAUUUCAACAACAAUUGAUAUCUAAAGAAAAUGAAUUAUCUGAAAAUAUUAUACAACAAGAAAGAAAAAUUGAAGACCUACAAUCAAAAAUAAAUCAAGAAAUACAAUUAUUUUCAGAUUUAAAAAAAGAAUAUAAAAAUAAAACUGGUAUUGAUUGGAGUGAAAUAAAAAUUCAAGAUGCAACACAAAAUAUACCAAAAGACUCAUAUAUAAAAUUAUCUAGUGAAAUUCAAAAACAAGGGGAUAAAAUAAGACAAUUAAAAAGUACAAAAGCAGAGAAAAAUAUUAUUGAUGAAGAAGUAAAAAAACUAUUGACUUUAAAAUCAGACUAUAAAAUAGUUACAGGUCAAGAUUGGAAACCAUCUACUUUAAAAACUAACGUGAUAUGUAAAAAUGAAAAUUCUGUUGAUAAAAUUUUGAAAAAUAUACAAGAACAAGGAGAUAAAAUAAGACAAUUAAAAAGUAUGAAAGCAGAGAAAAGCAUCAUUGAUGAAGAAGUAAAAAAGCUAUUGGCUUUGAAAGCAGAGUAUAAGUUGGCUACAGGUCAAGAUUGGAAACCAUCUACUAUUCCAAUAACUAAUAAUAUAACACAUAAAGAAAAUUCUGCAGAUAAAAUUUUAGAAAGUAUACAAAAACAAGGAGAUAAAGUAAGGCAAUUAAAAGAAAUUAAAACAGAUAAAAGUAUUAUUGAUAAAGAAGUAAAAAUUCUGAUAGAUUUGAAAAAUAAUUAUAAAACAUUAACUGGUCAAGAAUGGAAGGCAAUAAACUAUGAUACCUCGCCUAAGAAGAAAAAGAAAGAAGAUGCUUCUAAAUGCGAAAAACGAAAAAAUAUAUCGAAUAAAGAAAUAAAUAAAAAUGAAGAUAUAAAAGAUAUAGAUGUAGGCAAAACAAGAUUAGGGUUGGAAGUAAAAAAAGAAGAAAAUUUCUUUGAAUGGUAUUCUCAAAUUAUUACUAAAAGUGGUAUGAUUGAAUAUUAUGAUGUAUCUGGUUGUUAUAUUCUCCGUCCGUGGAGUUUUGCUAUUUGGAAAGCAAUUAAAGAAUAUAUUGAUAAAGAGAUAACACAAAUGGGUGUACAAGAAUGUUACUUUCCUAUUUUCGUUACGAGAACAGUAUUAGAAAAAGAAAAAGCACAUAUAACAGAUUUUGCUCCUGAAGUUGCAUGGGUGACAAAAUGUGGAGAAUCGAAUUUAUCGGAACCAAUUGCUAUAAGACCAACAUCAGAAACUGUAAUGUAUCCUGCUUAUGCCAAAUGGUUAAAAUCCGAUACUGAACUUCCUUUAAAACUUAAUCAAUGGAAUAAUGUAGUAAGAUGGGAAUUUAAAGAUCCCAAACCUUUCUUGCGUACAAGAGAAUUUUUGUGGCAAGAAGGUCACACUGCUUUUGCUACUAAAGCUGAGGCUGAUGAAGAAGUUUUAAUGAUUUUAAAUAUGUAUGCAAGAGUAUAUGAAGACUUAUUAGCAGUACCUGUUAUUAAAGGUCGUAAAACUGAAAAGGAGAAAUUUGCUGGUGGUGAUUACACUACUACAGUUGAAGCUUUUAUUUCAACAAGUGGUCGUGCAAUACAAGGAGCAACAAGUCAUCAUCUUGGACAAAAUUUCUCUAAAAUGUUCAAUAUUCAAGUAGAAGGUGCCGUAGAAAGUGAUGAAAAAACUUUUGUCUAUCAAAAUUCAUGGGGUCUAACAACUCGAACAAUUGGAGUUAUGAUAAUGAUUCACGGAGAUGAUAAAGGUUUAGUAUUACCACCAAAUGUAGCUUGUAUUCAAGCUAUUAUAGUACCUUGUGGUAUUACAGCUAAUACAACAUCACAACAAAGAGAGUUAUUAUUUUCUGAAUGUAAUAAAUUAUUGGAUGAAUUAUCAAAAGAUAAAUUACUUAGAGUUAAAGCAGAUUAUCGCAAUAAUCGCACGCCAGGUUGGAAAUUUAAUCACUGGGAAUUGAAAGGAGUGCCUGUAAGAAUCGAAUUAGGACCUAAAGAUUUAGAAAAAAAUCAAGUCACUUUUGUACGCAGAGAUAAUUUUCAAAGAGUAUUUGCAAAUAGAUCUGAAGUGCUUGUUGCUUUACAUACAUUGUUGACUGACAUACAAACAAGUAUGCUUUCCAAAGCAAGAAAAAACUUAAAUGAACAUAUCAAACGUGCAGAUAAUUGGAAUGAAUUUUGUUCUUAUCUAAAUGAGAAAAAUAUAUUAUUAUCACCAUUUUGUGGAGAAUCAUCUUGUGAAGAUAAUAUUAAAGCUGACAGUGCACGGGAAGAUACGGUAGGAGAGCUUGGAACAUUAUCAAUGGGCGCAAAAAGUCUUUGUAUACCAUUUGAACAACCAUUAUUAUCUUCUGAUAAACAAACAUGUAUUCAUCCUAAUUGUCAAAACAAACCGAAAUUUUAUACACUUUUUGGCCGUAGUUAUUAAAAUAAUUCAAUAUAAAAAAUGUAAGGUUGAAACAAUAAAAAUUCCUUUAAA